Molecule: messenger RNA, 738 nt
Organism: Pichia membranifaciens NRRL Y-2026
Lineage: Eukaryota; Fungi; Ascomycota; Pichiomycetes; Pichiales; Pichiaceae
Exons: 1
Coding region: 1-738 (245 amino acids)
Biological process (GO): rRNA processing
Cellular component (GO): nucleolus; small-subunit processome
Source: RefSeq, a predicted model, not a curated record
AUGGGGAAAUUGGUGCAUAACGUCCAGAAGAAACAACAUAGAGAGAGAGGUCAGAUCACAAGCAGGGCCCGUUUCGGUCUCUUGGAAAAAAAGAAAGAUUACAAGCUUCGGAGUGAAAAUUUCCACAAGAACCAGGCGAAGCUCAAGCUUUUGAAAGAAAAGGCAAAGAACUAUAACGAAGAUGAAUUUUACCAUGCGAUGAAAAAUAGAGAGACGAAUGAAGACGGAAUUCUGAUUCAAAAACGUCAAUUUUCAGAAAAUUUGUCCAAUGACCAGGUCCUCUUACUCAAAGGCCAGGACCUCAACUACCUGAACACCAUUUCAUCUAAAGAAAACAGAAAGAUCGAAAAAAGCAUGAAUAGCAUGAACUUAUUUGGAAGUAAUGGUAAGCACACUGUCUUUGUGCAGGACAAAGAAGAGUUUGAGAAUUUCAAUCCUGAAGAAUAUUUCGAGACCGACAAAGCAUUGUUGGGAAGACGAGAAAACCGUCUCAAGACCUCACAGCUACUCAGCUCAAACAAGAGUUUGUCUCAGGACACAGAAUCGCUCGAAGAGUCGUUGGCAUACAAAAGAAGGGAACUGGAUGUAUUAAAGCAAAGGAUUGAAAGAGAGAAGAAAUUGAAAGACGUGAAAAGUAAGCUACAGUUACAAAGGGAGCUAAUGAAACCGGGAUCGAAGAAGAAAAUCACCAAGGACGGUCAGGUAGUGUACAAAUGGAAGAAUGAGCGGAAGAAAUGA